AACGAGACUAUUCACAACGAAUCAAAACAUUGUGUAAAUGUCUUGUCAUUUGAGGUGGCAAACACUGCUUCUAAGUUACAAAUCCCUUUUGAAUGUCACUCCGCUAAAGAAUGACACAAUUGUGCCUUUGUGGCGAGUGACUGCACUACAAAUCAGUAACAUUAGGUCACGCGCUGCCUCCCGUGUAUUUCAAGCGGUUCAACGUUUCACGGCCAAAUGUCCGCUCAACCAGGCAUGUCUGACACGACGCAGCUGGGGAACGGCAAAUGGAGAAUAAAACACGUCACCGGGGAUCUGUUCUCCUGUCCCACGGACGAGGCUCUUGCCCACUGCAUAAGUGAGGACUGCCGCAUGGGGGCAGGCAUCGCCGUCACGUUCAAGCAAAAAUUCAGAGGGGUCGAGGAGCUCAAGGGGCAGCAGAAGCUGGUGGGACAGUGUGCCGUACUGAAGAGAGGCAAACGUUUUGUGUACUAUCUGAUCACCAAGAAGAAGGUGAGCCAAAAGCCAACCUACGACAACCUGAGACAGAGCUUGGAGGACAUGAGAGCGCACUGUAUCCAAAAUGGAGUCACCCGAAUUUCCAUGCCUCGGAUUGGCUGUGGCCUGGAUCGACUGAAGUGGGAAAGAGUUUCAGAGAUGCUGGAAGAGAUCUUUGAGCCCGCCGAUAUUUCAGUCACAGUCUACAGCCUCCCUGUCAGAGCUGAGACCUUGGUGAUGAAGGAGAGCACAUACAGAUGAUUCCUGGAAAUGGUUUGCCGUACACUUGUGUUUGAAUUUUUUCAGUAGUUGACCCUGAUAUGAAAGCAUAAAUGGCCCUUUUUGCACUAUUAGACCAGUUGAGCAUCUGUUGUUGAGCUGUCUUACAGUGGGAGGAAAAAGUAUGUGAACCCGUGGGGAUUUUUUUAACUGUUGCAUAGAAUGCUAAAUCCAAAGAAUAAACCAACAGUCUUCAUUUUUAAACUAAUACCACGCAAAUAAAUACAGUUUCAUGUUUUUAUAGAGUGUAACACGUAAACAUUGGGAGGACAGGGAGGAAAAAGUAAGUGAGCCCUCGGAUUUAAUUGCCUGUCUUGCCUCCUUGGACGGCAGUUACCCCAAACACUCGUUUCCUGUAGUUGCAGAGUAGACGUGCACAAUGAUCCGAAUGAAUUUUGAACCAUUGCUCUCCACAAAACUGUUGCACUUAAGCAAGGUUGCUGGGAGGUCUUGGGUGAAUAGCUCUUUUGUCCUGCUCCUGUGUAUCAGUUUGGUUGAGGUUUGGACUUUGAGUGGGCCACUCCAGAGCAUAUAUUUAUCACUUCUGAAGCCAUUCUGCUUUUGGUUGGUUUGCAACAUCCAUGCUCUUUUGAGCUUCCACUUUUGCACAGAUGGCCUCCCUCAAGUUCCCCUGGAAAACAUCUUGAUCAACUUGUUAAUUCAUUUUUCCAGUGACCAUAGAGAGGCAUUUACACAAGGAGAAAUAAAACUUGAGGUUUGAAAAUCAUUUAAUGCGUGCAUGUACAACCAAAAAGGCAUGUUUGCCACGGCGACAUAAACAUCGCAUUUCCUGACAACCGUUGUUGCACAUCGUGUACAUUUUCUUUCUUAAACUGCAUCCAUUUUAUUUUUAUUCAAGUCUUCGCCAUGUUGAAGUCAGUCAAUCAAUAAACAAAGCAGCUGAUGGUGUUACUUU
Molecule: messenger RNA, 1672 nt
Organism: Hippocampus comes (tiger tail seahorse)
Lineage: Eukaryota; Metazoa; Chordata; Actinopteri; Syngnathiformes; Syngnathidae
Gene: oard1
Product: O-acyl-ADP-ribose deacylase 1
Exons: 5
Coding region: 217-738 (173 amino acids)
Biological process (GO): peptidyl-glutamate ADP-deribosylation
Source: RefSeq, a predicted model, not a curated record